Molecule: messenger RNA, 598 nt
Organism: Rubroshorea leprosula
Lineage: Eukaryota; Viridiplantae; Streptophyta; Magnoliopsida; Malvales; Dipterocarpaceae
Source: the annotation of a GenBank genome assembly
CAGAUCCCUCUUCUUCCCUUUCUUUCUUUCUCUUUCUUUCUUUCUUACCCAGAUCAGCUGGGUUCUAAUGAGCUGGGUAGCUGGGUUCUGAUGAGCUGGGUAGUUGGGUUCCGAUGAGCUAGGUAGCUGGGUUCGACGAAACCCAGAACUGUUGGGUUCCGUCGAACCCAGCUUUGCUAGUCGCCCGAACCCAGCCUUGCUAGGUUCGUCGAAACCCAACUGCUGGGUUUCAUGAGACCAGCAAGGCUGGGUUUCAACGAACCUAGCCUUGCUAGUCGCGUGAACCCAGCCUUGCUGGUUGCGCGAACCCAACCUUGCUGGGUUCGUCCAAACCUAGCUGCUGGGUUUCGACCAACCCAGCCAUGCUGGUCGCGCUUGCUGGUUUCAUUGAAACCCAGCCUUGCUAGGGUUAAUUUGAUUUGGUGAGAUCUAUUGGCUUGAUGAACUCAAUGGCUUUAAUGAAACUAGUAAUUGGGUUCGAUGAUAGAGAACUCAAAUUUUGCUCUGGAGCAUUCUAGGGUUCAUUGUUUUUUUGCAGGUUUUAGUGAGUUUGAUUUGUGAGAAUAUGAACUCUCAACGUCAUAGCAUUUAACCUUUU